This is a messenger RNA of Triticum aestivum (bread wheat), 2052 nucleotides long. RefSeq names its product protein RICE SALT SENSITIVE 3. NCBI's taxonomy places the organism in Eukaryota, Viridiplantae, Streptophyta, Magnoliopsida, Poales, Poaceae. The coding region runs from base 320 to 1669 and encodes 449 amino acids. The record is from RefSeq and is a predicted model, not a curated record. The transcript has 7 exons.
AAUUAGAGAGAGACAGGCCAAGGACUGCGAGACAGACCGAGAGCCUCUGCGUGAGAGAGAGGCAGAGAGAGGCAGUAGGAGUAGCUCGCCGAGCGAAGCUACUAGCCCGCCCGCAGUCCCUCUCUCUCUCCCCACGGGGAGAAAAACCCAAGAAGCGAUCAAAAAGAGCCUCGGCCGGGUAGCUAGAAGGCGCGCCCUACCACCCCUAGCCUAGCCUCCCGAGCUCCGAGCGCGACCACAGCAUAGCUAGCCAGCACAAGGGUUUUUACGACGCCCGCCUUUGCCUGCCUUGGUAAGGGAGGUGAGGGGAGGGGGAAAAAUGGUGGGCUCGGGGGCGGCAGGAGGGGGAGGAGGGGAUCAUGCGCGGAGCAAAGAGGCCGCGGGGAUGAUGGCGCUCCACGAGGCGCUCCGCAACGUCUGCCUCAACUCGGACUGGACUUACUCCGUCUUCUGGACCAUCCGUCCUCGCCCGCGGUGCCGCGGCGGCAACGGGUGCAAGGUCGGCGACGACAACGGCAGCCUGAUGCUGAUGUGGGAGGACGGGUUCUGCCGGCCGCGGAUGGCGGAGUGCCUGGAGGACAUGGAGGGCGAGGACCCGGUGCGCAAGGCCUUCAGCAAGAUGUCCAUCCAGCUCUACAACUACGGAGAAGGGCUGAUGGGAAAGGUGGCAUCUGAUAAGUGUCACAAAUGGGUCUUCAAGGAACCUUCUGAAUGCGAGCCCAACAUCGCCAACUACUGGCAGAGCUCUUUUGAUGCCCUUCCUACGGAAUGGACUGACCAGUUCGCCUCAGGCAUCCAGACAAUCGCUGUGAUUCAAGCUGGCCAUGGCCUCCUGCAGCUGGGUUCCUGCAAGAUCAUACCGGAGGACCUGCACUUCGUGCUGCGGAUGCGACACAUGUUCGAGUCACUGGGCUACCAGUCGGGCUUCUUCCUCUCGCAGCUCUUCUCCUCCUCCCGGGGCGCCUCGUCCGCGCCGUCCUUCCCGCUCAAGCAGCCGCCGCCGGCGCGCCCGCCCCCGCAGCUCUUCAACUGGCCGGGCCAGCCGCAGCUCUCCCACGCCGCCGCGUCGCCCCUGUUCCCGCCGGGGCCGGCCGCGUUCCACCCGUCCGCGCGGUCGUCGAUGCCGCAUUACCCGGGCGGCGGGGGCGGCAAGGACGAGAGCCACAUGUACCACCUCGCGCCGUCGCAGCAUGGCAAGCCGCCGCACAUGGACGAACACCACCAGCACCAGCAGCAGAUGCAGCCCGGGGAGACGCCCGACGGCGACCUCAAGUGGCCCAACGGGCUGUCCUUCUUCACCGCGCUCACCGGGCGCUCAGAUGACUCGAAGCUUUUGUACGGCGGCCCCGGCGGAGGAGGAGGCGGCGCAGACGAUGGGAAGCCAGCGCAGGAGGCGCAGACGGGGCACGGCGGCGCGGAGAACGUGGAGGAGUACCUGAGCCUGGAGAGCCACUCGAACAAGGCGAGGAGGAUGGAGAACACCCAGAGCGCCAAGUUCAAGAGGAGCUUCACGUUGCCGGCGAGGAUGAGCUCGUCCAACUCGCCGUCCCCGUCGGUGUCGGCGUCGACGGGGCCGGCGCCGCAGCAGCAGCAGCAGCAAGGGAUGGAGUACCGAGCGCAGCACGAGGGCAGCGUCUACUCGGACCUCAUGGAGACGUUCUUGGAGUAGCAACGCAACGCAACGCAUGCAUGCAUGCGUCGAUCGAUCAUCCUCACGACGACAAACGUACGGACUUUACGUUUUCUUGUUCCCACUUUUUGUUUUGUUCCAACCAACCAGGCUAUGUUCAAGCUCUUUUAGCGUCAGGUUUGGAGUUUGCUUCGGCUUAAUUAGAUCAUGUAAACCUUUUUUUUUCACCUUCUAGCUUCGUACGUGUCUCGAUCGAUCUGGUCGUAGUAGCUAGCUAGCUCGUAGUGCAAGAACUGAUACAUGCAUGCAUGCAGAGAUGGGCAUGAGUUUGCUUCCAUGAUGGCUGGCAAGCUAUAUGGUGCAAUGAUGGUGAUGUACAAUAAUAUGCAACACCCAAUAAUACGCUCCUUUUCCUUCCGAAA